AUGGCUGGAUUUGUUGACUCAAGAGAACUGGACUCUACAAAAUACCCAUCAACCAAUUCUGGGAGAAGCUCGCGCGCGAAUUUUUCGGGCGAUUCAAUCAUCUCUGUUCUCUAUUGCGUGAAACAUGACGGAAAGUUAGUCCAGUCUUACUGCAAGCAACACAAGGACGUGUGUUGCAGCAUGUGUGUCGCCGUGAGUCACGGCGAAUGCGUGAAAUAUGGUGAAAAUGGUGUCGUUACCAUUGAGACCGUUGCUAAGGACGUUGUCACUAGCGACGAGCUCAAGAAAGUGAGAGAAAAUGUGGACAGCGUGUUAAAAGAUGUUGACAAGAUCAAAACACAACGUCAACAGAAUCUAGCAUUUUUGAGCGCGACUAAAAAUUCGAUUUACACUGAAAUAAGCGAGUACACUGCGAGGUUGAAAGCGAAAAUCGACGAAAUAGAUAAAAGAACUCAAGCGCAUCUCGGUGAAGUUUAUGUUAAGUCGGCCGGGGCGGUUGAGCAAGACAUUCAACUCUGUGACGCUGUUUCUGAUUCGCUGCGUGCACUACCUACCCUUCUCAGUGGCGAGCGAACGGAAGCGGAAGUGGAGCUGUUCAUUCAAAUGAAGAAAGCGGAGAAGAGACUCAGUGAAGGAAGAACCAUUCUGGAAACAGUUGGAAGCAGGGUCAAUGCAGAAGUUCUGAACUUUCAGAUAGACAGAACGUAUGAAAAUGAUUUGCUUUCACGUGAUUCUCUCGGUAGAUUCAAACUCGCGCAAAGAACAUAUACGGCAACUCCCUUGAAAGAGCUCAAGAUAGGUUCUAAGUUCGAUACGGGUCUAAAUCAUAACGUUGUUGGCUUAACCCAACUACCGGACGGUAAACUAGUGACACUACACGGAAUUGACCGUAAAUUGAAAGUACUUGACGCGUGUUGCAAGGUUUUAGACCAAGCGGAUUUGUCCGCAAAGCCAUUCGGUAUAUGUUACUACGAAGGCAGUGACGUCAUCAUAAGCUUGAACAGCAAAAAUCUCCAGUUCGUGACGAUAUCCGGCAGCACAGGGAAGGCAAAGCCUUGGAAGAUGAUAAAAGUCGGCAUAGAAUGCUACGGACUGGCGGCAAGAGCCGGGGAAAUAUUCGUAGCCUGUGGUGGCGGCAGCGUCUACGAGGCGAAGGCUCAGCUGCGGGUGUACAACACAACGGGCGUUCUUAUCCGACUGAUAGAACGCGGGACGGAUACCAAACCGAUUUUCAGUUCUCCGAGAUACUUGGCGUUGAGCCAAGACGGCAACACGGUUUACAUCUCCGAUCUCGACCGAGGUGUCGUGACGUUUGACGUCAAGAAGAGCGUCAUUUCGGGAUUCUGGAGCAGACGACUUAAGUCUCCGCGAGGAAUCUCUGUCGAUGCCGACGGGAAUGUGGUCGUCGUCGGUAAUCAGUCAAAUAACGUUAUUCAAUUCAACAGAGACGGUAAAAUCGUGUCCACUCUUUUAUCGGAAGCCGACGGCAUACUCGGUCCACUUGCGAUGUAUAUUGCCGACGGGAAAAUGAUGCUGACGUUUGACAAGUCGCAGAGUAUUCACGUGUACGCACUUUGUUAG
Messenger RNA from Dreissena polymorpha, 1581 nucleotides. RefSeq lists its product as uncharacterized. The record is from RefSeq and is a predicted model, not a curated record. NCBI's taxonomy places the organism in Eukaryota, Metazoa, Mollusca, Bivalvia, Myida, Dreissenidae. Gene Ontology annotation, biological process: protein polyubiquitination; proteasome-mediated ubiquitin-dependent protein catabolic process; negative regulation of translation. Gene Ontology annotation, molecular function: translation repressor activity; ubiquitin protein ligase activity. The transcript has a single exon. Bases 1 to 1581 code for a protein of 526 amino acids.